Molecule: messenger RNA, 1692 nt
Organism: Penicillium manginii
Lineage: Eukaryota; Fungi; Ascomycota; Eurotiomycetes; Eurotiales; Aspergillaceae
Product: putative acyl-CoA dehydrogenase
Exons: 5
Coding region: 1-1692 (563 amino acids)
Molecular function (GO): flavin adenine dinucleotide binding; acyl-CoA dehydrogenase activity
Source: RefSeq, a predicted model, not a curated record
AUGGCGAAGACUUUCAGCAAGGAGGAUGUGGCCUCCCACACAAAAGACAAUACCCCAUGGAUCAUCAUUGACGAGGAUGUCUACGAUGUCUCCAAGUUCCAAGAUGAGCACCCUGGUAAGUUCCACAUUCCUGCGACCCUGCGCCGGCGCCUCGAUCUGGGUGGAAAGAAGAUUCUCCAACGUGUCGCCGGCAAGGAUGCUUCCAAACAGUUCUGGAAAUACCACAAUGAGGGGAUUUUGAAAAAGUACAAGGGCCAGCUGCUGGUUGGUUCGCUGAACACCAAGAAGGUCACUGAGCCUGCUCCGGCUCCGGCUCCUCCUGCACCGACCCCAGCUGCCACUCCCUCUCCCUCCGAGUCUUCUUCCGAAUCAUCCUCCGUGGGUCCCGCCACUGCCGCGCCGCAAGACCCUUACGGUGACCUGAUCCCGUUCGCCGAUCCCUCAUGGUACCAAGGUUACUCCUCUCCCUACUUCAACGAAACCCACGCCGCUCUCCGCGACGAAGUCCGCCAAUGGGUCGAGUCCGAGAUCGAGCCCUACGUCCACGAGUGGGAUGAGGGUAAGGAAGUCCCCGCCCACAUUUAUAAGCAGAUGGGUGAGCGCGGUUACCUGGCCGGUCUGCUUGGAGGCGAAUUCCCCGCCGAGCACACACCCCACCGCAUCAAGGCGGUCUCACCGGACCGCUACGACUUGUUCCACGAGAUGCUGCUGACCGAUGAGCUGUCCCGCGCUGGCAGCGGUGGCCUGGUUUGGAACCUGGUCGGCGGUUACGGCAUCGGGUGCCCGCCUCUGGUCAAGUUCGGUAAGAAGGAGCUCGUGGACCGAAUCCUGCCCGGUAUUCUUGCAGGUGACAAGCGGAUUUGCUUGGCUAUCACCGAGCCCGAUGGAGGUAGUGAUGUUGCCAGCCUGGGCUGCGAGGCCAAGCUCACCGAGGACGGCAAGCACUACAUCGUCAACGGUGAGAAGAAAUGGAUCACCAACGGUAUUUGGGCCGAUUACUUCACCACCGCUGUGCGCACUGGCAAGCCCGGCAUGAACGGUCUCAGUGUCCUGCUCAUUGAGCGCGAAGCUGGUGGUGUUAGUACCCGCCGCAUGGACUGCCAGGGUGUCUUGAGCAGUGGCACCACUUACGUGACUUUCGAGGACGUCAAGGUUCCCGUCGAGAACCUGAUUGGCAAGGAGAACCAAGGAUUCAAGGUCAUCAUGACAAACUUCAACCACGAACGUAUCGGAAUAGUCAUCCAAUGCGUCCGCUUCUCCCGCGUCUGCUACGAAGAAUCCGUCAAAUACGCCCACAAGCGCAAAACCUUCGGCAAACGUCUGAUCGACCACCCGGUCAUUCGCAUGAAGCUCGCACACAUGGCCCGCCAAAUCGAAGCCACCUACAACUGGCUCGAGAACAUCAUCUUCCAAUGCCAGUGCAUGGAAGAGACCGAGGCGAUGCUGAAGCUUGGCGGUGCCAUUGCCGGUCUGAAGGCGCAGUCCACUCAAACCUUCGAGUUCUGUGCCCGUGAGGCGAGUCAGAUCUUCGGUGGUCUGAGUUAUAGUCGCGGCGGGCAGGGUGGUAAGGUCGAGCGUCUUUAUCGUGAUGUCCGUGCUUAUGCUAUUCCUGGUGGAAGUGAAGAGAUCAUGCUUGAUCUCAGUAUGCGUCAGAGUUUGAAGGUGCAUGAAAUGUUCGGCAUGAAGUUGUAG